ACCAAAAUAGUGGAUGAAGAGAAAAAUGCAAAUGAACAAGAAUUUAACUUCGAAAAAGCUCGUUUGGAAGUGCACAAAUUUGGAAUCACUGGAUACAAGAAGCAGGAACAACGCAUAUGGGAACAGGAGCGUGCUAUCAUGCUGGGAGCCAAGCCCCCCAAAAAGGAACACGUGAACUACAAGACUUACCAAGAGAAAAUGAAAGGGGAAAAAACCGCAAAGGAUGAUAUGGGAAAGGAACAUAAAGGUGAUUCUCUUAAGAAGAAGAAGAAGAAAGAACAGAAGGAGAGGAAGGCCAAAAGGAAGAAAUCGGUGCCUAGCAUUUGGCCUGCAGGACAAGUGGGAAAAUUCAGAGAUGGGACCUUGAUUCUGCAAAGCUAUGACAUAAAGAAAAUUAAAUCAUCUAAAGUUAUCAAAUGA
Molecule: messenger RNA, 420 nt
Organism: Pelecanus crispus (Dalmatian pelican)
Lineage: Eukaryota; Metazoa; Chordata; Aves; Pelecaniformes; Pelecanidae
Source: RefSeq, a predicted model, not a curated record